AUGUCCGGGGCGAAGGACCUGCUCUUCCGUGGACUGCUGGCAGUUGCUCUGAUCUGGGCCCUGCAAGUGGGCCAGGAAAUCUACAAGGAGAGCAGAGCGCGGGAACUGAAAAAGCCGCAGGAGUCGCAGGAGGUGGCGGGGAGUACCCAGCAUGAACUCCUGCACGGAGCGCUUCGCUUCGGAGGUAUGCUGGUCGCCCAGCUGCUCUUCCGGUAUCUAUUUGCUCCAGUAGCCCGAGCAAUGAUUCCGAAGAAGCCGCGAUGGUCCUACCAAGUCUGGGGCGCCAAGGUCACUCGCUGCUGCGACUCGAUUUUCAAGUGCUGCUACUACUGCGCUAUGACUACAUGGUGCUAUGCACUUCUCAGAGACCAGCCGUGGCUGCCACGUCUACUGGGCGGCAGCGGGGAUACACGCCACUGUUGGCGAGGCUAUCCUUACCAGGAUCUCUCUUCAGAACUCUGCAGCUUCUACCUGACUGCGGUAGGCUACCAUCUGUCCGAGGUAGUCAUGCUGCUUCUAGAGGUGAGGCAUCCGGAUUUCUGGGAGAUGCUCCUGCACCACAUAGUCACGUGUUGCCUGGUGGUUUUCUCAUACGGGCUCAGCUACAUCCGCAUUGGCAGUUUGGUGUUGCUCCUCCAUGGGGUGACCGACAUUUUCGUCUACCUUUCCAAGGCACUGGUCGACACGCCCAACACGCGAUGCAUAGUUGCUUCGUACUUUGCGCUGGUGGCUUCCUACAUUUGGUUCAGAAUCAUUGUCUUCCCAGUUUCCAUAAUGAGGAGCGUCUGGGUGGAGAGCAUUCCGGAGGCGAGUCCUGAGCGAAUCGUUUCCUGGGGUUUCAUCAACUUCGGCUUAUUCACCCUCUUCCUCUUGCACAUGUAUUGGUUUGGCAUGAUCCUGAAGAUCGGCACGUACUACAGGCAGACGGGACAAGCCAGAGACCUUCAGUCGAAUCUCUCUUCCAUGGACAUGGACAAGAAGCGGACAUGA
Messenger RNA from Symbiodinium sp. CCMP2592, 990 nucleotides. Lineage: Eukaryota; Dinophyceae; Suessiales; Symbiodiniaceae. The record is from the annotation of a GenBank genome assembly.